GCCUCUUAUUGUAUGGGACCGAUGAACAAGGACUGCUGGUACCUGUACACUCUGGACCGCUCGCUCCCCGCGUCUCGGCAUCUGCGCGCUCCGGACCAGACGCUGGAGGUGCUGAUGAGCGAUCUGGACCCGGCCGUCAUGAGCCUCUUCUUCCAGCACACCGGCGUUACGGCGCGGCACGUCACCCAGAUGAGCGGCAUCGCAGACCUCAUUCCCGGAUCCAUCAUCGAUGACGUUCUGUUUGACCCGUGCGGCUACUCCAUGAACGGACUCACGGACAACGGUGUCUACUGGACUAUCCACGUCACCCCCGAGGCUGGCUUCUCGUACGUGAGUUUUGAGACGAACGUCGCUCUGGACUGCUACGACGACCUCGUCGCUCACGUGACGCGAGUCUUCCAGCCCGGACGCUUCAUCACCACCCUCUUCUUUAACGAGACGUCUCCGUGCCGCAUGUCUGCCGGCUCGUCCCCGACCGUCGCCGGCUUUGAGCUGCUGACGCGUCAACUGGCCCAGUUCAGCCACAACCACUACAGCCUGCACUACUGCAGCUUCACACGCGCCGCCAACAACAACACCAACAACAACAACACCAACAACAACAACACCACAGCAGCAGCAGCAGUAGAAGCAGCAGCAACAGUAGUGGCAACAACAGCAGCAGCAGCAGCAGCAGCUACAGUAGAAGCAGCAGCAGCAACAACAGCAGCAGCAGCUACAGUAGAAGUAGCAGCAGUAGUAGCAUCAUUAUCAGCAACAACAGCAGCAGCAACAACAGCAGCAGCAACAACAGCAGCAGCAACAGCAGCAGCAGCAACAGCAGCAGCAGCAACAGUCGAAACAGCAGCAGCAACAACAGUAGCAGCAGCAGCAGCUACAGUCGAAGCAGCAGCAGCAACAGCAGCAGCAUCAUCAGCAGCAGCAGCAGUUGCAGCAGCAGCAACAACAGCAGCAGCAGCUACAGUAGAAGCAGCAGCAGCAACAGUAGCAUCAUCAUCAGCAACAACAGCAGUAGCAGCAGCAGCUACAGUUGCAACAACAACAACAGCCGUUGCAACAACAACACCAGUUGCAGCAACAACAACACCAGUUGCAGCAACAACAACAACCGAUGGCGUGGUCAACAACCCAAGCACCAGGGCUGGCGGUGGCAACAACUUUGACAAGGCCAACAACAACAACGACGAGACAACAACCAACAACAACCACCACCACCACCAGCUGCAGCUGCAGCCGUCGCUGACGCAGCAGGGCUAGCAACAGUUGUGCAGCAGCAACAACAACAACAACAGGAAUGGCAAGCGGGGCAACAACAAUCAGACAACAACAACAUCAACCAUCAGACUACAACAACCAUAAGACUACAACAACCAUAAGACUACAACAACAACAACCAUCAGACUACAACAACGCUAACUGUGACGACAGCAACAAUAUCAUCAUCACCAUCGUCACCAUCACCAUCAUGGUCAUCAUCACCAUCAUCAUCACCAUCAUCAUCAUCACCAUCAUCACCAUCAUCACCAUCAUCACCAUCGUCAUCAUCAUCACCAUCAUCACCAUCGUCAUCACCAUCACCAUCGUCAUCACCACCAUCAUCACCAUCAUCACCAUCGUCAUCACCAUCAUCACCGUCACCACCAUCACCAUCAUCACCGUCACCACCAUCAUCACCACCAUCAUCACCAUCGUCAUCACCAUCACCAUCAUCACCACCAUCACCAUCGUCAUCACCAUCACCAUCAUCACCAUCAUCAUCAUCGUCAUCACCAUCAUCGUCAUCACCAUCAUCGUCAUCACCAUCAUCGUCAUCACCAUCAUCGUCAUCACCAUCAUCGUCAUCACCAUCAUCGUCAUCACCAUCAUCAUGGUGGUGGUGUAAGUCUUUGAGGAUUUCACUGCUCUCUAUAGAAAUAUAGAUUGUGUUGCAACAACAACAACAACACCAUCAACAUUGUCAAGAUCACUGUAACAACAUCAUCAUCACUAUUACCACCAUCACUGUAACAUCAUCACCACCAUCACCACCAUCAUCACCAUCAUCACCAUCAUCAUGAUGAUCACCAGUAUCGGAUGAUGGUGGAGAUGGGUACGAGUCUUUACACUCCUACACACACACCUACACACACACCUACACACACAGCUACACACACACCUACGCACACAGCUAUACACACACCUACACACACAGCUACACACACACAGCUACACACACACAGCUACACACACACAGCUACACACACACCAACACACACCUUCACACACACCUACACACACACCUACACACACACCUACACACACACCUACACACACACCUACACACACACCUACACACACGCACACACAGCUAUACACACGCGCACACGUAUACACAACAACAACAACCGCCAUUCGCCACUAAGUGGCGGUGGCGUCACCACACGUAGACACACACACAGCUACACACACACACAGCUACACACACACUGAUACGCACACACACACUGACACGCACACACACACUGACACGCACACACACUGACACGCACACACACACUGACACGCACACACACUGACACACACACACUGACACACCUACACACACUGACACACCUACACACACACACUGACACACCUACACACACACACUGACACACCUACACACACACACUGACACACUGACACACACACACUGACACACACACACACUGAGACACACCUACACACACUGAGACACACCUACACACACUGACACGCACACACACACUGACACGCACACACACACUGACACGCACACACACACUGACACCUGCACACACACUGACACCUGCA
Molecule: messenger RNA, 2811 nt
Organism: Lethenteron reissneri (Far Eastern brook lamprey)
Lineage: Eukaryota; Metazoa; Chordata; Hyperoartia; Petromyzontiformes; Petromyzontidae
Product: prophage side tail fiber protein homolog StfR-like
Biological process (GO): spermidine biosynthetic process; spermine biosynthetic process
Cellular component (GO): cytosol
Molecular function (GO): adenosylmethionine decarboxylase activity
Source: RefSeq, a predicted model, not a curated record